AUGGCCCCCCAAUUCAUCGACGACAAAUCCCCAAUAUGCAUCCCCUUCAUCCUCAACCGUCUCUCCCUCCACCAGCAAGCCUCCUCCUCCUCCUCCUCCUCGUCGGAUAACAAAAAUCACCCACCUCCACCACCUCCUCGCCCUCUCAUCAUCGGCCUCAACGGCCUCCAAGGCGUCGGAAAAUCCACCCUCGUCGCCCCCCUCGCCGAAGCCCUCGCAAGCCAGGGCGUCCCCACCCUCGUGUGCAGCAUCGACGACUUCUAUCUCACCCACGAGGAGCAGGUCAAGCUGGCGAGGGAGAAUCCGGAUAAUGCCCUGUGGCAGGUUCGCGGGGAGCCGGGAACCCACGACAUCCCCCUCCUCAAAUCCGUCCUCACCUCCCUCCUCGCCCACGCACCCACCUCCAUCCCGCAAUACGACAAAGCCCUCUUCUCCGGCCAAGGCGACCGUCUCCCCCCUCAUCUGUGGAAACACGUCAACACCAGCAACCCUCUCCAGGUCGUCAUCCUCGAAGGCUGGUGCAUCGGCUUCCGUCCCCUCUCCGCCUCAGCCGUAUCCCAGAAACACUCUUCGCCCAGCCGGACGCUGCAAAACCACCGCCUGGAGCAUCUCCUCGCCGUCAACGAGAAGUUGCGUGAAUACGAUGACGUGAUCAACAGUCUGCUUGAUGCACUGAUUCAUAUUGAUGCGGAGGAUACAGAGUACGUGUAUGAGUGGCGGCUUGAACAGGAAGAGCAUCUUCGGCUGGCGAGGGGUGAUCCCAACGCUGGCAUGACAAAGGAGCAGGUUGUCAAGUUUGUUGACGCGUAUUAUCCUGCUUAUGAGCUGUAUUCGGAAGGGUUACGGGAGGGGCUGUUCAAGGAUAGGCCUGGGGCGCAGUUGAGGAUGGUGGUUGGGCGGGAUAGAAAGGUGAAGCAGGUUGUUACCAUUUAG
Messenger RNA from Trichoderma citrinoviride, 933 nucleotides. Its product is annotated as P-loop containing nucleoside triphosphate hydrolase protein. Bases 1 to 933 code for a protein of 310 amino acids. The transcript has 2 exons. Gene Ontology annotation, cellular component: cytoplasm. NCBI's taxonomy places the organism in Eukaryota, Fungi, Ascomycota, Sordariomycetes, Hypocreales, Hypocreaceae. The record is from RefSeq and is a predicted model, not a curated record.